This is a messenger RNA of Linum trigynum, 3702 nucleotides long. The record is from the annotation of a GenBank genome assembly. Lineage: Eukaryota; Viridiplantae; Streptophyta; Magnoliopsida; Malpighiales; Linaceae.
UUUAAUAGCCAAACCGUCAACUUUCCGUCCAGUUGACCGUUAGUUGACUAUGACGUUGCAAAAUUUUAAGUGAGCUGGAUAAUUUUUUGCUGAUGUGGCAGAAUGUCAAAUAUUUGACCAUGUGACAUGGAUUACUAUUCUUUUUACAAUUUAAUUUUUAUGUUUAAAAAUAGAAAAACAAAAUAAAAAAUAAAGAUGAAGCUUAUCCAUUCAACUUUCUCUCUAUUCUAAUCCGUCCAUUCAACUUCCUCUCUCUAUAUACAAAUCCCUCUUCGGCGGUAAGGGGACUCUUCAUCGUUCGUUAGCCAAGCAAGUCACUCCACUUUCUAAAGUCCAAAUUUUUUGCCUCUCCCAAAUGGGGAUUCGUUCCUCAGGAUCGACUACAGAGGAAGCUUCAGGAACUUGGAUAAAAGACACCACACCAAGUUUUAAAAUGGAGUUCUAUGGCCGCCUCGGCAACCCAAAAUUAGGGAUUUGAUCCUGGGACGCAUCAUCUGAAAUUACCACCACAUCUUCACUUCUGAGACUCAAUCUCUUCCGGGACAAAAAUGGGAAUCUGAUUCUCCACUUUACAACAUCUACCAAGACAGAGAUCUGAAUCUUAUUAAUCUCUGAUGACGGCAGUAGUACGCGGCGGCGGCGGUCGCCUGAAUGGGACGGGGAAGAGAAUUUUUUUUUCUUGUAGUUGAAUAUGUUGCCGUCGUGGAUACGACUUACGAGUCAGAGAAAGAAGAAUAAGUGUUGCCAGAAUCAAGGUCGCAUUGUGGCGGGUCGAGACUAGAGAGGGCCAGAUCGGGGAAGGAUGCUGAACCAAUUGUCGGAUUCGAUUGAUGGGGUCGGCUCUUGCCAGUUGAGCGGCAAUCCGAGAGGAUUCGAGGAGGGAAGGGCGUUUGGUCUUUGCAGAGAAGAGGAAUCGACCAGAGCAGAAAGAACAGGGCUAGGCUUUGUGGUGUUUUGACGGACGAUUGGGGAAUCGACAAAUGGGGAAAUGGUCGGACUGGUUGUGAAGUUACUCGACAUCGGCGCAGGACGACUGGAAAAAGGGCUUGAUCGACGGAAAGGGGUUGAGAUGCGGAGAAGAAGGAUAGGUGUUCUGAAGUGAUUGAGAAAUUUCACAAUUUCAUUUACUUUUAGUAUUAUUUAUCUAAAUUUAAUUUAUUUGUAUGAUAACAAAAUUUAUUUUAUAAAAUUAUGUAAUAUUUAUGUGACAUAGCCAAACGUUUGACUUCCUGCCACAUCAGCAAAAAUCUUCCAACUCACUUAAAAUUUUGCCACGUCAUAGUCAACUGGACGGAAAGUUGAUGGUUUGGCUAUUAUUUUGUUUAAAACGAAAGGUUUGGCUAUUAAAUUGUAUUUACCCUUUCUUUUAUAAUUAUCCUUCAUAAUUACUUUGUUUUUUAUUAUUCUUUCCAAAGCUUUUCCGUUUUAUUUUGGUUAACUAUGAUUUUUUUUUUUAACUAUGAAUUAUUUUUUAAAAAUUGUAUUCUAGAAUAGAAAACGUUAGUCCCAUCUUUGUGAGUGGGUUGCAGAGUCUGUUUCGUACAUAUUGACUCAUAAUGGUCUACGUCAUCGUGGUUUGCCAGUGAUGGCCCUCUCCGUUGUGGAGCCUAUCAAUGUUACUCCACGGUGGAGUCUUCCUUUCUCAUUUCGUAUUGUUUGGCUGAUUAGGAUGUCCAAACGACAACUCCAAGAUCGGCCUUUUGGAUUGUCUUUUUGUUUUCUUGUUUUGCAGGUUACUUCUGACUGCUAAUGGAGCUUUAUGGCUUUCUAAGGAAAGGGUGCGGCUUCGGUAAGCAUUCCGAGUACACUACGCAUCCGGGCUUUUGGAUGGAGUCGUUUGGAGGGCCGAUGAAUGUCAUGUUUGGCAACUCUAGUGGCCGGUUGGAUGACUUGAUGAUGAAGCGUUUUGCUUGAGGUUAUAGGAGUAAGGAUUUUGGCAUAGUUUUCAAUAUUUACAGAUAUUCGGCCGUUUACGGCUAUGUGUUUGUUCAUUUUGCAGGUACAGCUGCUUAUAGGGCUGCGCAUUUUGUGGCAUAACAGGCCCUUUCAUCGACAGUUCGACUAUUUGUCGACUGCCGCACGGUGUUAUUUUAUGUUCUUUAACUCUAUUUUGGUAAGGAAUUUACCUGACUACUGUUUACGUUAAAAAAAAAACCCAUUAUUUUUUGAAACUACGUACAUAAAAUAAUAAAGGGUUAGGCAAAUUCGUGACAAAUAUAGCCCUCCACAGUUGAUUCUAACGAAAAUGUCAGCAUCAUCACCUUAAAGGUUAAUUCGGCGAGAGCGAGAAGUUAAUGGGUCAUAUGUGUUUAUGAUCACAUAAGUAGGAUGCACAUAUUUGAUAACAUUUUGAAUCAUAGCACAUAACAAAUUCGUCACAUUUAAGCAUAUCAUUGCAUGACACGACUUCAUUAUUAAACACCAAAAGUUGAGGGAGCCACAACGCAAAUACAGAAGUUAAAACAGAAAAGGAAGCAAACUAACUAACGUGCAAUUGUUGUCCCGUACUGAAACAAACCAACUAAGAAAGAAAGAAACAGAAACAGUGGCUGGGUCCAAUAAUAUAAAGUCAACAACAACCGCAAUUAAAAAUCGACCAAGAGAUAAAAACUGGAACGAAAUCCGAAAUUCCUUGUGAGCACGCCAUGGAGCCUUCAGUUGGAUUCCUCGCUCUCGCUCUCUACUUGUUGCCGAGAAACACAGUGGUAGGUAAUUACCUCACUCACGCCGACCUGGACGACUCUCUCCUCGACGCCGCCGAAGUCCGUGACGCCAAAUUCGGUGGUCAGAAACGAGAGUCCGGACAUGAUGGAAAAAUCGAAGUGCCGAACCGAGAGAUCGUCCUUCACCAGGAACCUCAGCUCUGGCUUCACGAAAUCGGCCUCGCGACACCACCCCACGCUGUCCAGGAACCUCACCUCCACGUCGUACGCGCAUUUCCGGGGAACAAGCCCGACGGAGUCUACGCCCGCGCAGCGAGGAUUGUGUGUCGGUUCGUUGCAGGAGUAGAUCGUCCUCUCCAGGCAGCGGUGCGGGUUAGCGGGGAGCAGCGGCACCUUCUUAACGUGGGUUUCGCCGCGGAGGCUGUUGAGGAGGUAGUGUUUGGUACUUUGCAUAUCCUGGAAGCAAGUUUGGUUCAUGCUCUCGAUGCUGGCGGUGAGUUAGCGGACGCAGCGGGCGGGGUGGAGUUGUUUCAGGAGGCGGAAGACGGAGCCGAUUGGGAUUGUGAGGAAGUUGAAGAGGAAGUCGACGAAGUCUUUUCCUGCCUCGGCGCACAGGACCUUGUUUUGCCUCUUGUCGAUGAUGAGCUUCACUCUGAAACUGUUGUGAUUGGCUGCCAUUUCUGCUCGCUGCGGCUGGCUGGCUGGCUUCCCUGUGCUUAUUUCAGUUUAUAUAGAAGAUUGUGUUUUUUGGAUGGGCAGGAGAUAUUCAGUUAUAUAGACGUACGAGAGAAGAGAACGUCGCACAACGGCCCAAGUUAAAGGGGGGCUUUCAGGCUCCCAAGGAUAUUUAGUUUAUGAACCUAGCUAACCUGCUGCCUUUUCCUCUGCUUUCUGCCUAGCGAUUUGCGUUUUCUCGAUCUCUUGCAAUUUCCUUUUGGGUGCUACUACGGCUCGCACAAAAGCUACAAUUAAUUGCACUGCCCGAGAGGAGAAAUUUACUCAAGGGAGGCUCUCUCGCAAAUGAACGUCCAUAUCUUGC